This is a messenger RNA of Tetrahymena thermophila SB210, 972 nucleotides long. RefSeq lists its product as hypothetical. The transcript has a single exon. The record is from RefSeq and is a predicted model, not a curated record. NCBI's taxonomy places the organism in Eukaryota, Ciliophora, Oligohymenophorea, Hymenostomatida, Tetrahymenidae.
UCUUUAUAUUAUUAUUUUUUAAUUCAAAAAUAUUUUUAAAAACAAAUAUACCAAAAAUAAAAAUAAAUUAAAAAAUAAUUGAAAAUGAUGAAAUAAUUCUUGUUUGAAUAGCUAUCAAAUAGUGUUCAAAAUACCACAAAUAAAUUACUAACUCAUUUAGAAGAUAAUUAAAAGAUCAUAUCUCUGCUAGAUAAUCUCUUAAAUUCUAUGACUAAUUCCUAAGUUGAUUAGAUGUAAAUUGAAUAAGUUUAAGAUGAUAUUGAAAAAAUAAGUGAUUUUGUAUCUGAGAUACUUGGAACUUUAGAUUCUUGCCUUUUUACCUUGGAAUAUAACACAUAAAAGUAUGUUUAGCACUUAUCUAAAAAAAAGGAUGAUAUCUAAGCGCUAUCAAAUAUCGAUAAUAUUGAUGUUUCGAUCUCUUAAAAUGGAAGAGCAUAAGAGCAUUAAUUAAUGAGAAAUAAUAUAUUUAUGGGCAAUUAUAAUAACAUGAAAUCUUAACCUGUUUAUUUAUAUUAAGGCUAAGAAUAAUAUUUGCAUGAUGAAAAUGAGGAAGACUAUAGCCAAAAUGAUUAUUAGCAAAUGAAUAAUGGUUUUAAUGGGAUAGAAGGAGAUGAUGAGGAUGAUAUGUAUGAUGAAGAAGAAAACGAUUAAAUUUAUCUAGGAGAAGACGAAUACAAUGAUUAAAAUUAAAAUCAUUAACUGAAUAUGAUAUAAAAUAAACCUUAGCAAUUUUAAUAAAUGCAAUAGCAAAACGCUUAAUAAAUGUAUCAAAAACAACAAUAGAGUUAGCUUAUUUAAAAAAAUUCAGUAUAGACUAUACCAGACAAAACAAAAUAAAGCAAAUUCAUGGAAUUAGAACCUAGCUCUAACAAUUAGAAAACAACUCUGAAUUCUAACUUAAACAUUUAAAAACAAUCUAGUAAGACAAAAACUGUUAGUGCUAACCUUACUGUCAACGAUAUAUUUAACUGA